Molecule: messenger RNA, 549 nt
Organism: Phyllostomus hastatus (greater spear-nosed bat)
Lineage: Eukaryota; Metazoa; Chordata; Mammalia; Chiroptera; Phyllostomidae
Gene: FAM24B
Product: family with sequence similarity 24 member B
Exons: 4
Coding region: 1-465 (154 amino acids)
Source: RefSeq, a predicted model, not a curated record
AUGUACUCCGGUUCCCUAAAGUUUAUUUUAAUUGUCAUUGUGUUUAACUCUCGGCAUUGGUCCAGCUACGAAGCCACGGACGAUAAAACCGAGUCUUCUAAAACCAACUCGAUAUUGAUGCUCUGCAUUGGUGCCGGUAUCCUGAUGGCUAUGCUCCUGUUGAUAGGUGUUGUCUUCUCCCUUUACUUCAAAGUGUCCCAGGGCCCCUCCUUGCCCUGGGGCCGCACCCUGGCUGAGGUCGGGAGCAGCGGGCAGGUCUGGAAAGGCAGAGGCCGAGCUCCAAAGCUACCUGUUUGUUUGGACUUAAAAAGUAAUCCCUUCGCGGUCAUCCGGGACAAGAUCACGGCAGCCUCCUCCGUAGCCGCUGAGCCCUAUCCCAGCCUCCCGUGCUGUGAUGAAUGUAAUGUGUAUGAUAACUUUGAUUCCCUGCCGCCGUGCUUCUGUGAAGUAAACGAGGGUCUCUAACUUGGUGCGCACAAAUAUCUUCAUGAGCAAUACGUAUUUCUUUCUUAGUAGAGUGGUUUUUUUAAUUCAAGUUUUAUCAUGUUU